Puccinia graminis f. sp. tritici CRL 75-36-700-3 is the source of this 1227-nucleotide messenger RNA. RefSeq lists its product as uncharacterized. The transcript has 4 exons. Bases 134 to 1153 code for a protein of 339 amino acids. The record is from RefSeq and is a predicted model, not a curated record. Lineage: Eukaryota; Fungi; Basidiomycota; Pucciniomycetes; Pucciniales; Pucciniaceae.
CCAGCUUGAUUAUCACAUCUGUUGAUCUCUCCUUGAACAGAACUCCUUCCAUCGAUCCUUCCAUAUCUCAAUUCUUUCAUAAUCAUAUCAUACCCCCCACCCUGCAAAAUCCUCCAGAAAAUCUCAAGACAUCAUGAAAACUUUCAACCACGGAGAAACCAAAUCGACCUUCGCGUCUCUCGCGUCUCUAUUAAUCCUUAUCCCCGCUGUUUGCUGCUCGGGUAAAACCUCAGCUCACAAACUCAGCAAGAAGCAAUUGCCCGUUCACUCCGAAGACUGGAUGAUACUCCCCAGCCAUGGCCUCAUGCUCACUCACUACCAAACCGGCCCCAAACACGUCAACGGAGUCCCGGUCAUCUCCCGAAGAGACGCCGACAUCUCACUCUUCUCUUCAGCUUUGAGCGGCUUGACGAGUAGCCAGGAUGAUUUCCUCGAUUGGGACGCCGAACUGGUAACGGACCUCAAGAAUGCACCGUUGCAAGACGCGUCUUCCCGCGACGUGGUCACACGCAGCGGACUAGUCCAUAUAACCAGAAACUCUCAAGGAAAGGAUGCAGUCCGAAUCGAAGCCUCACCUCUCUUGGCCAAGCCCCUCACCCUUUCACCAUACAAUCCCAACAGAACCAUCAAGCGAUUCACCCAAAUCAAGCGGUCAUCAAAGAAGCAAAAUGUCAAACUCCCCAAAUAUAACCCCAAAGCUCUGUCUAAAUCCAAGGGCUUGCAGACGCUCUUAAACCCAACCCAUCCUCAAUUAGAUGUCGCCAAGGGUGCAAUCAUUCAAACCAAAAUCACUUGGUAUACCGGCCACGACUUAUUGAACCCGUAUUGCGCACAAAAAUCCGGAUGGACUCCAACCGACAGCUCGUUGAUCAUCGCUGUUACCCAAGAAUGGAAGCAGAGACCGAAGUGCGGCGACUUCUUUGAGAUCACCGUUGUUGACAAGCAUGCCGGUCAAGUCGGGAAGUCGGUCAUUGCCCGAGUUGUUGACCUUUGUGGCGGAUGCGCACCCGAACGCGCUCACGCCGACUUGAGCAAGGCCGCAUUCACGAAACUCUUCACUCUCGAUGUCGGUGUUGUCUCUGGCCUGGCCAUGCGAAAGGUCGCACCGCCCAAGAAGUGGAACGUCGCCCUCUAUGGUCCUCGGGUACUCUAAUCACCUUCUUCCUCCCUUCUCGGAUCACCUGAUCUUCAUCUUAAAAUUUGUUUUUGUUUGUUUGUUUCGAGCCG